Molecule: messenger RNA, 2358 nt
Organism: Ostreobium quekettii
Lineage: Eukaryota; Viridiplantae; Chlorophyta; Ulvophyceae; Bryopsidales; Ostreobiaceae
Source: the annotation of a GenBank genome assembly
AUGGGGGGCUAUGCUGCAUCUGCUGCCCCCCCACUGGGGCAGGCAGGAACAAAGGAAAAAGGCAAGGGAAAGCCCUUGGCAAGGAUUUUCAAAAAGGGAGACAGGGUAGUCUACAUGGGGGGUGCAGCUGGUGCGCCAUCUGUGGGCUUGGGCCUCCGCAGCACUGGCAGCCACCCGGCCCAGCUUCUGCAUGGCAUGCAGGGCGACGUUUGCAAUCUGGGGCUCAUAUCACGAAACAACCGGGAGCACCAGGCCAACCGUGGCCCCUGGCACGGCUGCCCAGGGAAAGUCGUGCUUGUCUGGAAGGACAACCCAAAGAAGGUGGGCGUGCGCUUUGACUACGCUGUGCCUGGAGGCAUCGAUCUGGAUCAUCUGUGCGAGGAUGGGCAUGGGUUUUUCUGCUCGGCGAGUGACCUGAAGAUUGAGAGCUGUAGGAGGUCCCAGGAGCAGGAGGCACUGGCGAUCGAUGCACUAUUUGAAGUGGUAGAGGAGCUUGCAGCAGAAGGGCCAGUGACGGUUGUGCUCAAGGAUGUGGAGAAGUGUGUAGCGGGCACGGGGGAGAGGUACAGCCACUUCAAGUGCCGCCUGGAUGCCCUUCAUGGUCCCGUGCUGGUGGUUGGCCUGCACGCGUCAGAUGCACGGCGGGAUCGGGCACCGGGGGGGCUGUUCUCAAGACUGGGGCCGUCGCCAGGGGCUCUGCUUGAGCUCGGCUUCCUGGACAGCCUGCGAUGGGAAGACAAGGCCAUCCAGCGCUCUGAGUCGUCAAAGGCCAUGAAGCUGUUGUUGCAUCUCAUGCCCAACCGCUGCACCCUCCAUGCCCCCUUGUCAGAGCCCCUGCAGGCCGAUUGGAAGAAGCUCAUAGAGCAGGACAUCAAUCUCAUGCGCGAAGACUCAAAUCGGCGGCGGAUCUCAUCCAUCCUGAUUCAAUGCAACGUUGACUGUCCUGAGAUUCAAUCUGUCAUCAUCAGGGACACAACGCUCCGACAGGACAAUGCUGAGAGGCUGGUUGGGCUCGCAGCAGCUCACUGCCUGAAGAAGACCGAGCAGCCAGAAGUGGUGCGUGGGCGGCUGGUGCUGCGGGCAGAGGACUUUGUGGCGGCAGCAGAAGUGUACCGCGACCUGCAGACAGAGAUGAUGCCAUCACGGCUGGGCUUGAAGGAGAUCACAACAGACAACGAGUAUGAGAGGAGGCUGCUGGGCGAGGUUGUGCCACCUGAGGAGGUCGGCGUCGGCUUUGAUGACAUCGGGGCUCUGGAAAGUGUGAAGAGAACCCUGAAGGAAGUCGUGAUGCUGCCCUUGCAGCGGCCAGAGCUCUUUGCCCGGGGCCAGCUGUUGAAGCCGACGAAGGGAGUCCUGCUGUUUGGGCCGCCAGGCACGGGGAAGACCAUGCUCGCAAAGGCGGUUGCUGCUGAGUCAGGUGCAAACUUCAUAAACGUGAGCGUGGCGACCGUGGCCUCCAAGUGGUUUGGCGAGGGCGAGAAGUACGUGCGCGCGCUGUUCUCUCUGGCCCACAAGAUCGCCCCCAGCGUGAUCUUCAUCGACGAGGUGGACUCCCUCUUGGGGCGGCGGGACAAGAACGGCGAGCACGAGGCCAUGCGCAAGAUCAAGAACGAGUUCAUGGCGAGUUGGGACGGGCUGAGGACCAGGGAGAGCGACAGGGUGCUGGUCUUGGCGGCCACCAAUCGGCCCAUGGACCUGGACGAGGCUGUGAUACGCCGGAUGCCGCGCCGGCUGCUCGUGGACCUCCCCAACCGGAACAACCGUGUCAAGAUCCUGAACGUCAUCCUUCGAGAGGAGGAGCUGGACUCGUGCUUCAGCUUCGACGAGCUGGCCGGCAUGACUGAGGGCUACUCUGGCAGCGACCUGAAGAACAUGUGCCUAGCGGCUGCCUUCCGACCGGUGCGAGAUCACCUGGCAGCAGAGAAGAGGGCCCUGUCAGAGUCAAAGGGCGAGAAUGUUACGGAUGAGCCAACGGGGCCCUCGAGUCGGUCGCAGGGGUCUGAUGACGUCACCAUGCCAGAGGCGGAGAGGGCUGCAGAAAGCAGUGGGGAAGACAACGGGCCGAUGCUGGCCAGCGGCAGCAUGCUGAGGGAGGCGUCAGGGGACUUGGGGCAGUCGACGAUUUUGUCCCUGAAGCCAUCGGGCUCGGGGGUUGGCCAGGAGGAGGCUGCGGCCAGGGGCCGGCGACCCACAGUGAAGCUGAGGUCCAUCACCAUGGAGGAUCUGAAAGAAGCCAUGAAAGAGGUCGGCUCCAGCGUGUCUGCGGACGCGGUGAGCAUGACGGAGCUGCGGCAGUGGAAUGAGAUGUACGGGGAGGGCGGCAGCCGGCGAGCGACCUCUCUGCCGUACUUCCUUUAG